CAGCAGCCCCAUCCUCCCAAUUAUAUCUCCUUUUAUCAUCUUUUUCCUCUCUCUCCCUUUACUCAAAAUCAAAACCUUUUAUAACAACACCCUUCCAAUUCUUCAUUUUGCCCUACAAAACUCCCAAUUCUCUCCUUUUUUUCUCUCUCUCUCCUCCUUUCUCUCUCUAGAUAGAUAUUGCCAGAUUCUUCUUCUUCUUCUUCUUCUUCAUCAUCAUCAUCAAAACCACUCCAUGUUGAAACUUUCUUCUUCUUCUGCAGCUGCUACAGCUUCUUCUUCUGGUGGUUCUCCACCUCCUCCACCCAAUUCUGACCAUGGGGUCACCAGUAAAAGAAAGAGAAGACCAGCAGGAACCCCAGAUCCAGAUGCUGAAGUGGUUUCGUUAUCGCCAAAAACCCUUUUGGAAUCGGAUCGGUAUGUUUGUGAAAUAUGCAACCAAGGGUUCCAAAGGGAUCAGAAUCUUCAAAUGCACCGCCGCCGCCACAAGGUGCCGUGGAAGCUGCUCAAGAGAGCGGAGACGGCGGAGGCAGUCAAGAAAAAGGUGUUCGUUUGUCCUGAACCCACUUGUCUCCACCAUGACCCUCGCCAUGCCCUUGGUGACCUCGUCGGUAUCAAAAAACACUUCCGGAGAAAGCAUAGCAAUCAGAAGCAUUGGGUUUGUGACAAAUGCUCUAAGGCUUAUGCUGUUCAUUCUGAUUUCAAAGCUCAUCUCAAAACUUGUGGCACUCGUGGCCACUCUUGUGAUUGUGGCCGUGUCUUUUCUAGAGUGGAGAGCUUCAUAGAACACCAAGAUGCUUGUAAUCUCCGGCAGCUGAGGUCUGAUGCACCGCCGCUGUUGCUACCACCGCCAUUAUUACAACCCUACUCACGAUCGAUUUCUUACACCGGUGCCUCGACCAGCAACGAUCAUAGCUUUCAAACGGCUACACCAUUACGAGGGUUUCCAAUUUUAUCAUCGAACUUAGAUCGAAACAUCAACAUUAAUUUUCCGAAUCACCAUGAUCUCGAGCUUCAUCUUUCAUCUCCAAGCUCGGCGUUUCUAAAACUCUCAAUUGGGUCAAACAAGGAAGCAAAGGAUGAACGUCAGCUCGAUUUGGCGAUCGCCGAGAAAGCUUACGCAGAAGAAGCACGACGAGAGGCGAAACGACAGAUCGAGAUCGCCGAGGUCGAGUUCGCAAAUGCAAAAAUGAUACGACAACAAGCUCAAGCAGAGUUGGAAAAGGCUAGGAUCUUGAAGGAAGAAGCCACAAGGAAAAUGAGCUCCACCAUUAUGGAAAUCACUUGCCAAACUUGUCGGCUACACUUCCAUAUGAGCUCCGUUACGCCUGAGGAGACCUCAUUGGCCAUUAGCUACAUGUCAUCCGCUACAACAGAAGGUGAUGGAGAGUGAAAAAAAAAAGACAUUAUUCAAAUUACAGUUCUUCAUUGUUCUAAGUUGUUGUUCAAAUAAUUUGUGGGAAUAUUGAAGAAGAUCAUAUCAUAAAAUCUGAGCCAAGAUGAAGAAUUGAAUUAAAAUUUGGGUUGGGUUUGGUUUUGUUGUU
Cucurbita maxima (winter squash) is the source of this 1541-nucleotide messenger RNA. RefSeq names its product protein SHOOT GRAVITROPISM 5-like. Gene Ontology annotation, molecular function: DNA-binding transcription factor activity. The transcript has 3 exons. Gene Ontology annotation, cellular component: nucleus. Bases 233 to 1390 code for a protein of 385 amino acids. The record is from RefSeq and is a predicted model, not a curated record. Lineage: Eukaryota; Viridiplantae; Streptophyta; Magnoliopsida; Cucurbitales; Cucurbitaceae.